This is a messenger RNA of Pelmatolapia mariae (spotted tilapia), 2339 nucleotides long. RefSeq names its product claudin-9-like. The record is from RefSeq and is a predicted model, not a curated record. The transcript is spliced from 2 exons. Gene Ontology annotation, molecular function: structural molecule activity. Gene Ontology annotation, cellular component: bicellular tight junction; plasma membrane. NCBI's taxonomy places the organism in Eukaryota, Metazoa, Chordata, Actinopteri, Cichliformes, Cichlidae. Gene Ontology annotation, biological process: cell adhesion; bicellular tight junction assembly. Bases 617 to 1285 code for a protein of 222 amino acids.
AGUAUCCCACUAUAGUCAGUUUGGCAUAUGCUAAUGAGCUUCAAACUACUCCCUGACUUCAUCCUCCGCCUCAUUCUGCCCACUCAAACUCAAAGAGAUGAGAACAUAGUAGCAAGCAACAAUGUCUGUAACAAAGUGUCCUAGUGUCCUCGUGCUGUUAUUUCAUUUUUUGCAUAACCAGCUCUGUGUAUGUGGUGUGUAUUUAGUAUGCACUAUUACACUGCUGCCCUCCUACAUCUCUAUGUGUGAGAUCUAGUGAGACAAACUGGUCAGUCACAACAGAAGAAAGACAUCAACUACUUGCAUCAUAUGGCUACUCUCCAUCACUAGAAACACACAAAUGAUUAACAAACCAUCACAUCGUCUGUGGACAACAGAUUAAACAUACCUAUUGGAAGAAAAAGAAAGCACACGGAGGAGAAGAAGUGCCUUUGAGGCAACUGCUGUUGUGAUUUGGAGCUAUAUAAAUAAAAUUCAAUUGAACUGAACUGAAUUGAAGCUUAAAAUCCCUUUAAAUGACUGGAAUAUAGUGGAGAAGAAAAGAAAAAAACUGAACCAGGGUAUUUCAAAGAAAAGAUCACUUUUGGGUAUUUUUUUUAAAGUUUCAUAAGCAACAAUGGCAUCAACAGGUCUUCAGCUGAUGGGCUUGGUGCUGGCUCUGCUGGGUUGGGUUUGCGGGGCGCUGGUGUGUGCUGCUCCUCUGUGGCGUGUAUCUGCAUUCGUAGGUGGAGAGAUAGUCAUUGCCCAGGUGUUGUGGGAAGGACUGUGGAUGAACUGUCUGUCUCAGACCACAGGACAGAUCCAGUGCAAGACCUAUGACUCCACCCUGGCACUGCCUAUGUUUACCCAAGCGGCCCGGAGCCUCACAGUUCUGUCUUUACUUCUCUGUCUUCUGGCCAUCAUCCUCGGGGUGUCAGGAGCCAAGUGUACUCACUGCAUGGGAGACAAUAACCAGGACUCCAAGGCAAGACUGGGAAGGAUAGCAGGGGUGCUCUUCAUUGUGGCUGGCCUUGCCUACUUGAUACCCAUCUGUGGGACUGCCUAUGCAAUCAUCAGGGACUUCUAUGAUCCAAAUGUUGCUGCACCUUUGAAAAGAGAACUGGGACCGGCAUUGUACCUGGGUUGGGGGUCCAGCAUACUGCUCCUGGUGGGGGGAGCUCUGCUGCACAUCGGCUCUCCUCCACCAGGAGCAAGAGCUAUGCCCAUUAUCGGAAGACCAGCAAAAGACAGCCAACAAACAGUAGCAACAGGAGAGGUAAAGCAACAAGAGAAAUCCUUUGUAUGAAACCAAUGGGUAUUUGAACAGAUACAGAGGUCAUAACUUCAUUAUUUAAGUUUCUGGAAACUGCAAGGUCAUUAUCUACAAGAGGAUAUUCAGAACAUAAUAGGUUUCACAGUGUAAAAGUACUAUAAAGUACUAUAAAAGUAUAUAAAGUUAAGUUUGGUUUGUUAAAUUAUGUUUAUUUAAUAAGGUAGCAUAAUAAGGUGGAAGGCUUAUGACUUUUUUUACCCUCAAAAAUGAUGUAAAUUGCAUGACAAAUUUUUAAUGACUAAAUUGCAAAAAUAUGGCUUAUGUAGCAAAUGUGAUACAAAUUAAAACUCAUAUAUGCAGAUUAAAAUGUGAUAUAAUGGGCAUAUAUUUUGUCUAAAAGUUCAACAAACACUCCAUUAUCAAAAAAAAAAAAAAAAAGAUUUCUGGCAGUUAUUUCAUGAUUCAGGUUUUAAAGAACUAAUUAAUUCUAAUUUGGACAAGCUGCUAAGGAAAUGGAUAGAAGGGCUUUUUAAAAGAAUAGAAAGUGAAAUGAGUUGUGGGUGGAUUGCAGAUGUUUACUAAUGCAUGUGACUUACAUUUGUCAGAUUCCAAUCAGCCUCUGCUUGUGUUUGUGCGUGUGUGUGUGGGCUGUCUGUGUACAGAAGGCCAGUGUACAUAUUGUAGCUGUGUGAGCUGGUGUUUGCACUGAAAAUAUGUGUGGGCAGUUGGAGCAAUGCCAUUUACUUUUAACACACAAAAAAAAUUGUUAAAUUUCCUUUUAGUCUGCUAUUACCAGAUAUACAUUUUAUACACUUGGGACUUUUUCCACUAGUAAUAAUUAUUGAUCUAAAUGCUAUUUCCAGUAAACACAGUUUUUCUAUUUUAGUAUAAUAAAACAAAUACAUUUUUACUUGUGUUUUUUCUGAUUGUGUUUUAAUACUGCAGUUUUUUCUGUCAAGUCAGCAAAUGCAAUGAAUAUAAUACAAUAUACUUUACUAAGAAUUUUUUAUUCCUAUUGUUUUUAAUUAAUUAUUUUAUUUGGAUUGUAAUGACCUAUGCACAACAAUAAAUGUGUUUGCCAUCACAA